AUGGAAAAGGUGCUUGGACAUUUAACUGUAGAUGAGCUGCAAUAUGCUACUUAUACCCUUAUUAGAUUAGCUCAAGCAAGGUAUUAUCUAGCGGAAAUUAGAAGUUUAGAACAAGGGAAUAUUUCUAGGGGUAGUAAAUUAAAAUCAUUAUCUCCAUUCAUUGAUAAUAACAGGCUAUUAGGAGUGGGGGGUCGUUUAUCAUGUUCGGAACUAAAUUUUAAUGAAAAACGUCCAAUCAUAUUGCUCAAUAAACAUAAAAUAACUAGGCUAAUUAUACUUAAUGAACAUUACAAGCAAUUACACCAGGGUCCUCAAGCUCUUCUUGCAACUAUACGACUACAGUACUGGCCGAUUACAGGACGUCGUAUAUUAAGGCAGGUUUUAAGUAAAUGUAUUUUAUGUUUUAGAGUUAGACCGAAAAACUUUAACGUAGCAAUGGGUAACUUACCAAGGGAAAGGGUGGUUCCAAGUAGACCUUUCACGAAUUGUGGUAUAGAUUUUGCGGAUCCUUUUGAAAUAAAACCGAACAAAUUAAGAGGAAAUAAAAGGAUUAAGGUUUAUUUGUGUGCAUUUGUGUGCUUUGCUACAAAAGCGGUUCAUUUAGAAAUUGUCAGCGACUUAAGCACUACAAGUUUUUUAAAUUGUUUUAAACGAUUUAUAGGCCGCAGGGGUUUAUGCUCUAAUAUCUAUACAGAUAACGGAACUAAUUUUGUCGGUAGCAGGAAUGAAUUACAAAAUGUAUAUUCCUUUCUACGCGAUUCUAAGACCCAAUCUUCUUUUUCGGAUUAUUUUGUUGAUAAAGGCAUUCGGUGGCAUUUUAUUCCUCCCCGAUCGCCGCAUUUCGGGGGAAUAUGGGAAGCGGUAAUUAAAUCUGCUAAGUAUCACAUUAAGAGGAUUGUAGGCUUACAAGUUUUAACAUACGAAGAGUUAGAGACUGUUGUUGUGCAAAUAGAGUCGUGCUUAAAUUCGCGACCUCUAACUCCUCUCUCCGAAAAUCCAGAUGACCUCAAUACCCCUGGGCACUUCCUAAUCGGCACGUCACUAUCAUCAUUGCCUAAAACAGAUUUGCAAGAUAUCUCUAUAACUAGAGUUAAACGGUAUGAGAUGCUCAUUAAAAUGGUGCAACGUUUUUGGAGUAAGUGGAGCAAGGAUUAUCUUACUCAACUACAACAAAGGAAUAAAUGGUUUUGA
Messenger RNA from Sitophilus oryzae (rice weevil), 1191 nucleotides. RefSeq lists its product as uncharacterized. The record is from RefSeq and is a predicted model, not a curated record. Gene Ontology annotation, biological process: DNA integration. The transcript has a single exon. Gene Ontology annotation, molecular function: nucleic acid binding. The coding region runs from base 1 to 1191 and encodes 396 amino acids. Lineage: Eukaryota; Metazoa; Arthropoda; Insecta; Coleoptera; Curculionidae.